This is a messenger RNA of Paramisgurnus dabryanus, 1500 nucleotides long. It is a transcript of the gene suds3, whose product is annotated as SDS3 homolog, SIN3A corepressor complex component. Lineage: Eukaryota; Metazoa; Chordata; Actinopteri; Cypriniformes; Cobitidae. The record is from RefSeq and is a predicted model, not a curated record.
CAAUCAGAUUCGUCGGCCUACCCUCUCAUUGAAAAAAGGGGCGAAAGACUAAAAACGUUGUGGCUUCGCUCCGGCGAUUGUUUACACUUCAGAAUUUAUACCUAUAUUUCAAUACAUGAAAUGGCUUCGACAUUACUUUCACCCAUGGUGGAUUAUUAUAACGACGAGGAAGAGUUAGACAGUGUCGAUGAGGAUGGCGAUCGCAGUUUCAGAGGCAGAGACUCAGAGGAAGACACGGAAGAUGCCAGUGAAACCGAUCUGGCCAAACAUGAUGAUGACGACUAUGUUGAAAUCAAAGAACAGAUGUAUCAAGAUAAACUGGCAUCCCUGAAACGUCAGCUACAGCAACUGCAAGAAGGCACACUGCAAGAGUACCAGAAGAGGAUGAAAAAGCUUGAUCAGCAAUAUAAAGAGAGAUUACGUAACGCUGACCUCUUUUUACAACUUGAGACAGAGCAGGUGGAGAGGAGCUACAUCAAGGAGAAAAAAGCCGCAGUGAAGGAGUUUGACGAUAAGAAGGUGGAACUAAAGGAAAAUCUAAUAGCAGAGCUGGAGGAGAAAAAGAAAAUGAUCGAGAAUGAGAAAUUGACAAUGGAGCUGACAGGAGAUUCCAUGGAGGUGAAACCCAUUAUGACCCGGAAGCUCAGAAGGCGACCCAAUGACCCGGUUCCUAUUCCAGACAAGCGGAGAAAACCUGCUCCUGCCCAGUUAAACUAUUUACUAUCUGAUGAACAGAUCAUGGAGGAUCUAAGAACAUUAAAUAAGCUUAAGUCUCCAAAAAGACCAGGUAUGGACGUUUUGUCUUUUAGAGCAUCUCCGGCCUCUCCCGAGCAUCUUCCAUCCACUCCAUUGGACACCCCAUCCCAGCGGUAUGAGGCACGAAUCGAAGAAGGCAAACUUUACUAUGAUAAAAGAUGGUACCAUAAAAGUCAAGCAAUCUAUCUGGAGUCCAAGGAGAACACCAAGAUUAGCUGUGUCAUCAGCUCAGUGGGGACCAAUGAGAUCUGGGUGAGGAAGACGAGCGACAGCACGAAGAUGAGGAUAUACUUAGGGCAGCUGCAGCGAGGAGCCUUCAUCAUUAGACGCCGAUCUGCGGCGUAGACAUCACGCCACGUCCUCUUUCUUCCUCUUCUGUAUAUUUUUUUAACGAACAUUUCAACGCUCUUCCUGUUUUACCGAGUCACCUACUGCAUACUUGCUCUUCGUCAUAUUUUUCUUCACACAUACAGUAUAUACCUUACCAAAGUAUAUCAUGAAAUGUGUAUUUCGAAUGAAUUUUGCAUUGCAGUCACUCGACUUCAAACAAUACAUGAGAACAGAGAAAACGCCACGUGAUUGUGCCAUUGUAUUUUUAGCAAGAGAUUUGUAAGUCACGCAAUAAUCUGUUCUCUCUGUUAGGACUUUGUAAAUGUGGGAUUUCGAAUUACUUUGCAACUUUUAAUAUUGUAUCCAGUCGAACGUUUAAAUAAAUUUGGCUCACGCAGUGCAAACGACAUUUAA